UUUGGACAUAAUUUUGGAAAAUAGAGUUCAAAGCCUCAGCUUUCCUCUGUUUUUCAGUCCAUUAAACAACAUAGAGUUUUCACUAUUCAUUCAUAUGCUCCUUACAUUAGAUCGUCAGAAGUUAGUAAAUCGAAAGAGGAAAGCUUCAAAAUGAUCAAGAAAUCGAGUUUCGGGCCGGGCCCGUUUCCUCUGAUCACGAUCCUCUCCAUUCUACUGCUUCCGGCUCGGUUAUUACGGGCCGACCCGCGAACCCAAACCGUGCUUUUCGAGUGCACGAACCAGCUCGAGGACAACACCACCAUCUUCGUGCCCAACUUCGUGGCCACAAUGGAGAACAUAAGCGCCCAAAUCCGAACAUCGGGCUUCGGCACAGCCUCAACGGGCUUCGGGCCCAACGCCAACUUCGGGCUGACCCAAUGCUACGGCGACCUCUCAAUUGUAGACUGUGUCCUUUGCAAUGCCGCGGCCCGAACACUCCUUCCGCAUUGUUAUCCGUACAACGGCGGUCGCGUUUAUCUCGACGGGUGUUUCGCGAGGUCCGAGAAUUACACGUUCUUCGAGGAGUAUAGCGGGCCGGGAGAUCGGGCCGUGUGUGGGAACACGAGCUCGGCCCGACAAUUUGGGCCGGAAUUUCGGGCUUCGGCCCGGCAAGCCGUGGCCCAGGCAGUCUCGGCUGCGCCGGGUGAGAACGGGUUCGCGCGGGCCCGAGUGAGGGUGGGUGAGUCGAGGAAUGGGUCGGUUUACGUGUUGGCGAAUUGUUGGAGGACGAUAGGGGAACGGGCUUGUCGGGCAUGUUUGGCGAGCGCGGCCCAGUCGGUUUUAGGGUGUUUGCCUUCGUCUGAGGGCCGGGCCUUGAACACGGGUUGUUUCUUGAGGUACUCGGAUAUGGAUUUCCUUAAUCCCUUGUCCGGGAGUGGAGGUUCGACUUCGAGUGGGAGGAAUAGGAUUAUAGCGAUUGUGGUGGCAUCGGUUAGUGCAGCGGCGGUUUUGGCGACCGGAGCUUAUGNGGUGUUUUACCGGACGGGAGAGAAAUCGCGGUCAAGAGGCUUUUCUUCAACAACAAGCACCGAGCGGCCGAUUUCUACAAUGAGCUGCUCGGGACCUGAAAGCCUUCUCGUUUACGAAUUCUUGCAAAACCAAAGCCUUGAUCACUUCAUUUUCGAUCCAAUUCGAGGCAAGACGUUAAACUGGGAGAAAAGGUUCGGAAUCAUAAUCGGGACAGCCGAGGGCUUAGUGUACCUUCACGAGAACACGAAGAUAAGGAUUAUUCAUCGAGACAUAAAGGCAAGCAAUAUCCUCUUAGACUCGAGAUUUCGCGCGAAAAUCGCGGAUUUCGGGCUGGCCAGGUCAUUUCAAGAUGACAAGAGUCAUAUAACCACAGGCAUAGCAGGAACAUUGGGAUAUAUGGCCCCAGAAUACCUAGCACACGGCCAGCUAACCGAAAAAGCCGAUGUCUACAGCUUCGGCGUUCUUUUACUAGAAAUAGUCACCGGCAAAAUGAAUAACCGAAGUAAAACCUCAGAGUACUCGGACAGCCUUAUAUCCAUCGUAUGGAGGCAUUUCAAGGAACGAGCUGUCGAAAGGCUCCUAGACCCAAGCCUAACGAACAACCAUAACUACAACAACAUAAAAAACGAGAUAUUGCGUGUGGUCCACGUGGGACUCUUAUGCACGCAAGAAAACCCGACUUUAAGGCCGUUUAUGUCAAAGGCUUUACUAAUGCUCGUCAACAGAGAUGAACUACCGGCCCCGACUAAUCCUCCUUUCAUGGACGAGAGAACCAUGCAACUAAACGACUCGAGUGAAAAUACGUUAUUGCCCCUACAGAAUGGGAGAGGCGAGGACUCGGUUGCCAACGUGUCACAUAGCAUUUUCUAUCCAAGAUGAUGUCGAAAAAGUUCGGGUUUUUUUCGUCUAGAGUUGUACAUAAGAAUGCAUAAAUUUAGGGGUGUUUUCUUAAAGAGUUUUUUACACAUCUGAUUUUUCUGAUUUGUUAUAGAGUUUCUUGUGCACUAAAUACUAUAUUGGAAUCAAUUUACUAGUGAAGCUUUUUU
This is a messenger RNA of Striga asiatica, 2054 nucleotides long. Lineage: Eukaryota; Viridiplantae; Streptophyta; Magnoliopsida; Lamiales; Orobanchaceae. The record is from the annotation of a GenBank genome assembly.